AUGCAUCCAUCUUCUAUCCUUCCUUCCUUCCUCUUCUUGGUCGCUCCUACCCUCGCCAGCACAACAUAUGGCUGCUGGUCAGACAGAUCCCAAAAGUUCCACAAGGACUGCAUGGUUGCUGCCUCCGGAAUAGUUCUGCAACAAACCGGAACCGAUGAUAAUGCCUGGGUUCCGCCAAACAUCAUCACCCAGUCCUGGGGUUCCUGCACUGCCAAGCUUCGCGGAAGCGGUAGCGGUAACGUCGUACCAGCGAUUGCCUUGAUUUCUUCUUUCGAACAAUUGGGUUCUAAAUGUCAGAACGGAUACUUUUACUACGAUUCGGGGUUUAUCAAUGCUGAAUUGAAUGGUAAAAGCGGGUGGAAGAGAGAUGCACCUGCCACCGAGAUAGAACUCGAAACUACAUGGAAUACAACAGAAUCAAUCCCUCACUACGAAUCAAAGGAGCCGGAAUGGCUUUCCUCGCGGCGCCAUGGAAAGGAAGAGGAAGAGGAACCGUCAACUAGAAGCAAGCUCACAAAGCGUGCCAAUGGGAGAUUCAUCACAUCUUUGACCGGUCGUGCGGGUACCUUUCAACUUUAUCGCGGAGCACAAACCAUAACUGGUCCUCACCCAGGAGCAGAUGUCCUUGUUGUUGAUAUGUAUAACGUCGUUCUUGACCUCGUUGAUGGCGCCUUGACGAAUACUGGGAAAUACCUCCUGCGCACGGGUAUCGACGUUACAUCCGGGUCGACGGUCAAUGUUCUCGCCCUGGCAGUACAGUUGGGUGGCAAGUAUUCUAGCUGGCAACAGAUGUUCAAUUCCUUUGGAGAUGGUGGUGAUUUGGCUCGAGGCUUGAUCAAUUCGGCUGUUGUUAAUUGGGAUGGAGAACAGUUGACCGCUGGUGUUUAUCAUAUCUAUGAUAGAUUCAACGAUGUUGUAUUCUCGUUGAUUUUGAAUGGUGUUACUGGAACCACUGGGGGUUUCCCGACUAAAUAG
Molecule: messenger RNA, 975 nt
Organism: Orbilia oligospora ATCC 24927
Lineage: Eukaryota; Fungi; Ascomycota; Orbiliomycetes; Orbiliales; Orbiliaceae
Exons: 1
Coding region: 1-975 (324 amino acids)
Source: RefSeq, a predicted model, not a curated record